Molecule: messenger RNA, 1824 nt
Organism: Didymella exigua CBS 183.55
Lineage: Eukaryota; Fungi; Ascomycota; Dothideomycetes; Pleosporales; Didymellaceae
Product: zf-DHHC-domain-containing protein
Exons: 2
Biological process (GO): protein targeting to membrane; peptidyl-L-cysteine S-palmitoylation
Cellular component (GO): Golgi apparatus; endoplasmic reticulum
Molecular function (GO): protein-cysteine S-palmitoyltransferase activity
Source: RefSeq, a predicted model, not a curated record
AUGGCCACGCUGGGCUCGCCCUCACGUCCGCCGUCGCCGCCCAAGAUGCGCCCUCGCGCAUGGGCGCGCCGGGUGGAGCGCUACUGCUGCAACACCAUGACCUACUUCCCGCUGCUCUUCGUCUACGGCCUGACCUCGUGGGCCGUCUGGGUGCAGGUCGGCAUCGGCCUGGUGCCCGCGAAGAACGCCUGGACUGGACACUUCACCUCGGCGCUCGGCCUCGUCCUCUACGGCCUGCUCAACUGGAGCUACACGGCCGCCGUCUUCACCGACCCCGGGUCGCCGCGCGCCGCCCGCGACGGCUACAGCAACCUGCCGCAGCAAGAGGGCGGCGGCGCGCAGUACACGUCGCUGACCGUCAAGGCCUCGGACGGCGGCGCGCGCUUCUGCAACAAGUGCCAGGCGAACAAGCCAGACCGCGCCCACCACUGCUCGACCUGCAAGCGCUGCGUGCUGAAGAUGGACCACCACUGCCCCUGGCUCGCCACGUGCGUCGGCCUGCGCAACUACAAGCCGUUCCUGCUGUUCCUGCUGUAUCUGACGCUGUUCUGCUGGCUGUGCUUCGCCACCGCCGCCACCUGGGUGUGGCGCGAGAUCCUGAGCGACAACCAGUACACCGAGUCGUUUAUGCCCAUCAACGACGUCCUGCUCGCCGUGCUGGCCGGCAUCAUCGGCAUCGUCAUCACCGGCUUCACCGCCUGGCACCUGUGGCUCACCGUCCGCGGCCAGACCACCAUUGAGAGCCUGGAGAAGACGCGCUACCUGUCGCCGCUGCGCCACGCCAUGAAGCAGAGCCUCAGCGACCGCAGCUACCAGGACGCCCAGGCCAACGGCCGCCUCAGCAUCGGCGACCAGCUGCGCGAGAUACACGCAAACGCGCUCCCCGGCGUCACCCGCCCCGAGGAAGGCGAGACGCCCGCGCGCUCCCCGCCGCCCGCGAGCGCCCAGAGCAACGGCUACGCGCACCCCGCAAGCAACUCCUACGCGCACCCCGCAAGCAGCUCCUACGCGCACCACGCAAGCAACUCCUACGCGCACCACGCAAGCAACUCCUACGAGCACCGAGAACGCCAGCAGUACCAGGAUCGCUACGACAACUACCUCGACGAGCGCGACAACGAGCAGCUGCCCAACGCCUUCGAUCUGGGCUGGAGGCGCAACAUGGCACACGUCUUUGGCCCCUCGCCCUGGAAGUGGUUCGUCCCAAUCACGAACACGACAGGCGACGGGUGGUCGUGGGAACCCAGCCCGAAGUGGCUCGCCGCGCGCGACCGCAUUCGCCAGGACCGCGAGCGAGAGGAGCAGCAGCAGAAGCAGCGCGAGCGCGCCGCCGGCUGGGGCGUCGACACGCCCACCGAGGCAGAGUUCCGCCGCGUCGGUCGCGUGACCCAAGGCUGGCAACCGGGCGGCUACAACCCUCCCUCCCCGCGAGUCUCCUACCAGCACGCCGACCAGACCCAGUACCUCUCCGCCACGACCCACGGCCCCGUGACCGCCCACGGCGACGGCCGCCGCAGCCCCAGCAAAGCCGACCAGAUUCUGGGCCGCGAGCAGGGCAUGUACGCGGACGGCGACGUCCCGCUCCAAACCAUCGAGGCGCGGCGGAAGUUCGACCAGUACAGCUACAUCUCCGAAGACGACGAGGACGACGAGUACGACGUCUCCAGCGACGAGCAGGCCGCGGACCGCAGAAUCAAAACACACACCACGAUCGUGCCCGCGACGAAGAACUGGAACGACCUCCCCGACGGCUUUCUGGACGCGCCGCGCAAGGGCCAGAAGAGCUCGAGUCGCGAGCGCAAGCCGAGGGAAUGGGACGAGUGG